Molecule: messenger RNA, 914 nt
Organism: Nasonia vitripennis (jewel wasp)
Lineage: Eukaryota; Metazoa; Arthropoda; Insecta; Hymenoptera; Pteromalidae
Gene: eIF3k
Product: eukaryotic translation initiation factor 3 subunit K
Exons: 5
Coding region: 221-880 (219 amino acids)
Biological process (GO): regulation of translational initiation
Cellular component (GO): eukaryotic translation initiation factor 3 complex; cytoplasm
Molecular function (GO): translation initiation factor activity; ribosome binding
Source: RefSeq, a predicted model, not a curated record
AUAGAAGUUCUUGCAAGUCGACACGUUCCCUAUUAAUUCUUCCGUAUCCGCCCGGUAUUUUAACUCGUUUACCCUCUAGAUAUAUCAGUGUAUCAGAGACCGAAGCGCCGGAGUCACGAUUCCUUUCGAACAUAACCUCUUUUUGUAAUCGGUUUAUGUAUUCAUCAUAGCUUAACAAAUUUAGUUUGAAAAAAAGUUUAUUCAAAACCAAACAGUAAUUAUGGCGGAAGCUAUGAAACAAAAACUCGUGGACAUGCUGAAAGGCAUAGAAAGGUACAAUCCAGACAAUCUUAAAACUUUGGAGAAAUAUGUUGAUAUCCAAGUAACAGAAAAUGCUUAUGAUCUCGAUGCAAAUCUGGCUGUUUUAAAGUUGUACCAGUUGAACCCAUACCAUUAUGAACAAGAAGUAACUUGUCUUAUUCUUCUCAAAGCACUAACAAACUUGCCACACACAGAUUUUGUGCUUUGCAAGUGUCUUCUAAAUGGAAGCAUCAUGGAGGAUCCAGAUAUACAAAACAUAUUAGAUUUAGCCAACUUGUUGGAAGAAUGUCAAUUCCAAAUGGCUUGGACACAAAUAAGAAAUAUGCAUGAUCUUUGCAGUAGAAUUGUUGGAUUUAAUGAUUCCAUUAGGAAAUUUGUCUGUCAUGUUGUUGGUAUAACAUUCCAGACCAUUGAUAAAAGUCUUUUGGUUGAAUUGCUUGGUGGUAGGCCACAAGUGAAUGAAGAAGUAUUAAGAUCAUGGGUUAAAAAGUAUGGAUGGAAAGAAGAGAGCGAUAACAUAAUCUUCAUUGCAAACCAGGAUGAAAAUAUAAAGACGAAAAAUAUAACUGAAAAGAUUGAUUUUGAAAAUGUUGCUGGAUUGAUGGCACAAUGUCUGUAAUUUAAUAAAUUUAUAAUACUUUGAAAAAUGCUAA